GGAGGCGUUACUGUUGCCUAGGAGAUCCCUCUAGACCAAUAGCUACGCGCCAAAUACCGGCGCGCCAGCGGAUUGGUGGAGAUUGUUACCAAGCAACGGCGAAGCGCAUGGCUCUCCGGCCUUUCUGCAGUGUGUGAGGAGCCCUGGUAAGCUGGUUACCGGCAGCGGAGGAGAGCCCCGGUCAGACAGGGGGGGAGAGGGCUGCCUUCUCGUGGAAAUACCGAGCCGGUGUGUGAGCUGCACUCCGCAACGGAAAUGGAUGGGAAGCCCCGCCCCGUGACUUGUAACCCGGUGACGUCAUGUGUUUGAAUGGUGCUGAGCUGGAAGAGGCUGGUGACAAGUGGGAGCCCGGGCGGUGAGUGCUGCUAACCGGGGCUCUGAUUAGGGCACUGACACUGGGGGGGCCGGGAGGAAACACCCCUCAGCUGGCGGAGAACUACAAUUCCCGUGAUGCUUUGCAGGCCUUGAGGUGUCAUGGGAGUUGUAGUUCUGCAACAGCUGGGGGUCUGCUUAUUGGUAACCUAGUUAUUAUUAUUAUUAUAAUAAUAUAUUUAAUUAUAUACAAUGUACAUUUUAUUUCAUUAGUUAUGACACACCGCAGAUUAUUAUUAUUAUUAUGAUAUUUAUAGAGCGCCGUCAAAUUCCGCAGCGCUUUACAAUGGGCGGACGAACAGACAUGUAGUUGUAGUUAUAUCCGUAAUGUCCUUUACUCAGCUCCAUUGGAUAGCUCUCUGUUUGAAGAUAUUGCUGUAUUUGUAGUAUUACUGUUUAAAGGAAAAACCAAAGCACCAUGCGGUGAACGUCUCACUCUCAGCCAACGAAUGCCUUCCUCGACCGUUCUCAUACGGUUUCAAUACUUUCCCCUGGAAGGUACCAGGGCCAACAUAACUUCUGCUGCGGGAUGUUCUAGUGUCAUUGAUAACCUUCAAUGCCACACAAAUAUUAAGAUAAUAAAGGUUUUUACUUCCCUUUUCCCAGCGCCGAUACUCUCUCAGUGCUGCUGUCUAAUCUAUCUCCUACAAUGAGAAGGUGCCGUAUCCUUGUCGCUGAUCCAGUGCUUCUUAGAGGAGAGCAUUGGGGACCUGAUGUGCAGAGCCUGCGUAUCCAAUAAAAUACUAUGUAUUUGAUUAUGUUAGGCGUCAAAUGUGGUUGUUACAGCAGAAGUGCCUCUAGUGGUUGUCAGUAUGUGAUUACUAUGGUUUUCGUUUGGUGGGUGAUGAAGUACUUUAUCAAAACUGUUUAUUGAAACUAUCAUUUGUCGGUAAAUAGCACCAUUGAAUAUCACUAUGUAACAUACUCGUUUUCCUGGCACUAUAGUGCACUGAGGGUGCCCCCACCCUCAGGGACCCCUUCCCGCCGGGCUCUGGGGAGAGGAAAGGCUUAAAAUCUUACCUUUCUCCACGCCGGGCGGGGAGCUCUCCUCCUCCUCCUCCUCUUCGGCUGAAUGCGCAUGCGCGGCAGGAGCUGUGCGCGCAUUCAGCCAGUCUCCUAGGAAAGCAUUCAUAAUGCUUUCCUAUGGACGCUUGCGUCUUCUCACUGUGAGAAGCACGCAAGCGCCUCUAGCGGCUGUCAAGAGACAGCCACUAGAGGCUGGAUUAACCUAUUUAUAAACAUAGCAGUUUCUCUGAAACUGCUAUGUGUGUGUGUGUGUGUGUGUAUAUAUAUAUAUAUAUAUAUAUAUAUAUAUAUAUAUAUAUAUAUAUAUAUAUAUAUAUAUAUAUAUAUAUAUAUAUAUAUAUAAAAAAGGGGGUUAACCCUAGCUGGACCAGGUACGCAGACCACUUCAUUAAAGCUGAAGUGGUCUGGGUGCCUAUAGUGGUCCUUUAACAGAACACAAACAUGUAUUCCUGACCCUAUAGUGUUUAACCCACCAUUAAAGUGGCUUUCCCAUGGGGAAAGCAUUGGAUUGGCUAAAAUCGGCAAGGGAGCGGGGCCAAACACCAUUUUGGACAAUCAGCACCUCCUCAUAGAGAUGCAUUGAAUCAGUGCAUCUCUAUGAGGAAAAUUCAGCAUCCCCAUGCAGAGCGGGGAGACGCUGAACAUCAGUGCUGCCUACUGUGCAGCACUGAGCCAGGAAGCACCUCCAGUGGUCAUGUGAGGAGUGGCCACUUGGGGGUGUCCCUAGGGGCAAUGUAAAGGCAGUGUUUGCAUAAAAAUGCCUAAAGGCAAUGAUUAUACUCACCAGAACAACUACAUUGAGCUGUAGUGUCCUUUUAACCUUCAUUUUUGUUUUUCAUGUGAUGCUUCCUUUUACAUUCAUAUUAAAGAUUUAGCCAAUUACAUCACAAUCCAGUUAUGUCUGGACACAGAAAAGGUAUGGAUUGAAAAUUCAAAUGAGAAUAAGAAUCAUUGUUUAAUUUAUCUUUUUUUUUUUUCUGCAUACUUUGUCUGCUGACUGCCAGGUGCACAGGACACAGCAUAUAGCGAUAACUUACAGGAGGCUAAACGAUGGAGGCACUCUGUUACAUGAUGAUUCUGAUGAUGACAUAGCUGUUUUGUUAUCUUCACUUCAUUUUUCACACCACACAAAUAAAUAUUUGUUGAAUUAUAGAGGAUAAAUAAACAUAAUAUUCAUAAUUCUGGCAAGUUACAGUUCUCUUUUAAGUAAUUCCGUUUAUUACUAAGAUGGCUACUUUCCAUCUUCAUUUUUUUUUUUUCUACUGGUGGAAAGCAUGUGGAAUGUUAGCCAUCCCGCAGGGCAGCAUUAUGUGUGGAAAAUUAGUUUUUACGGGUGUUGUAUAGGUCAGUUUUUUGUGUACACAGUAAUUAUACUCCUGCCAUACAGUACUUGGAUUCCAAACAGACAAAACUAAGCUGAAUCACUUAACAGAAGGUGAGCAGCCACCAACUGUAUCCUGGUAAGAGUUGGAGAUCACUGAUAAUUCUUUCACUAGCAGGAAGUAAAAUCAACGAGUAUUUGUAUGUGCCAGUGUUGUACAUUUCAUAUAUAUUACUGACUGGUUAAUAACACAUAUAUAUUCAAAACUAAAGGACAGCUCACAAAUAUAUAAAUAUAUUUAAAGUGACACUAUAGUCACCAGAACAACUACAGCUUAUUGAAUUUAUUCUGGUGAGUAGAAUCAUUACCGUCAGGAUUUUUGCUGUAAACACUGUCUUUUCAGAGAAAAUACAGUGUUUACAUUACAGCCUAGUGAUAACUCCACUGGCCACUCCUUACAUGGCUGUUAGAGAUCCUUCCUGGGUCAUGGUUGCCUAAAAUACAUCCAAACAUUCAGUAUCUCCUACCUCUGCAUACAGACACUGAACUUGGAGGUAUGAGGGGCCCAGGGGGGCUAGAUGGUGGGUUUAACACUAUAGGGUCAGGAAUACAUGUUUGUGUUCCUGACCCUAUAGUGAUCUUUAAUAAUCUGUUUAUCAAACAUUAAAAGGACAUGGAGAACUCAUCCCUACCUUUAGACCCUUCGGCCAUAUGCCUGCACCUUUGGAUAUAUAUAUAUAUAUAUAUAUAUCAGAAAUGACCGCACUCCAAGGACUUUAUAGAGAUUUUCAAAUAAAAUUUAACUUUUAUUCAAUCCAUUUAAAAAGUCAACGUUUCAGCUCCCUCAUGGAGCUUUCAUCAGGACAAAACAAAUAUAUAUAUUUCCUUUCAACACUUGAGGAAAUAAUUAUUAUAUAAACACUAUUUUUGAUGUGACAGUUGUCCUUUAAACUACUUUUAUAUUAGUAUUAUUUGCAAAAAUCAUAUUAGACUUUUUUUUUUUUUUAGUCAGGAAGUAAAUCUGUAUACAUUAGAUCUCUCAAUGUAGAAUAUAUUAUUAUUAUUAUUAUUAUUAUUAUUGCCAUUUAUAUAGUGCCAAUUGAUUCCGUAGCGCUUUACAAUAUUAUAAGAGAGGGGAAUUUAACUAUAAAUAGGACAAGAGGGCCCUGCUCAAACGAGCUUACAGUCUAUAGGAGGUGGGGUGUAAAACACAAUAGGACAGGAAUUUGCAAUUAAAUAAGGUGGGAGUGAGUCAGAGCUGGAGGAGAUAGUAGAGUGCUGCCCUUUAGGAGAGAGCAAGAGACAGGUAUGUAAGGUAGAGGUAUAUGACAAACUAAAUUGGAUAAUAUUUUCAAUUCUCCAAGGUUCACCAGAAUGCAAGUCCUAAAGUUCUGGUAUGAUUAUUUUGGUAUUUUUAGGUAGGAUUAGGUUGCCUAGUUUCUAGACGUGUGCAUUGCAAAAAUGUGUGAUACUUCUGAAUUGAAUUGCUUUGGAUUUCCAAAAAAUUUAGUUGAGAAAAUGUUGAUUUGAAAUGUAAUUUUAAAACCGAAAAUUGUCAGAGAAGCUCUACGAUGAAGGAAAAAAUUUGCAUAUUCUCCUAUAAAAACUCUCUUACCCUAAAUUAGUGAUUGAAUGUUGGUGUAAAGUUGCCACUUAGCACCAACAUUCAAUCACUAAUUCCGAAUUCCAUAUGUGCUGAAUCGGACAGGCUAUCACGCUACUCAGUUUAUUCUAAAUUUAGAUAAAUUAUGGUUGGAAUUUCAGAAAUUUGAAAAUGCACCAAUCCAGGCAAAUUUAAAUUCAGACCAAACUGAUCUCCAAGUCUAAUAGUUCCCAUUUAUUAGUUUAGUGUGUGAUAAAGCGUCAGGGUUCAGUUCAACAGCAAUUAAAACAUCUAUAUCAAAUAAGUCUAGAGUCUAGACCAUAAAUUGCAAGACAAUACAAAAUAUAAUUUUAACUAACUAACCAACCUAUAGUUGGGUUGUCAGUGCUGAAAAGGACACUGUAUGCCUCUAUUUUUAAUUAUGUAACUUAUUCUUGGUUGGCACAGAAGGCUCUGUGGCAUGAUGAUAAUGGCUUGCUGUCUUGAAAGGCAGUUGGUGGGUACAGAAUUCUCUGCUGCAUGAUGGUAAUGGCUUGUUAAUGGGUGUUGGUGAGCACAGGUGCCAUUAUGUAUAGCUAAGUAAUCCUUACAGUACAGUAUGGUUCGACUGGUUAUCGGUUUGGCCGAUAGUCUGCAUUUUGGCAAGUAUUGGUUUAAAUCCGUGGUUCUCAACCCAGUCCUCAAGUAGCCCCUUACAGUCAAGGAUUUAGGGAUCACCCAGUUGCGUCCAAGGUGUCUUUAAAAAUAAAAAAACACUUUAGACACAACAGGGUAAUUACCUCGCCAAAUCUUCGCGCAGCAUAAAGUCUCGUGGGACCUGGAAUGAGAACUUACUGGAAACAGAGUUCCAGACACUCCCUCCACAAUGUGAAAGCUCCUGGCAGCCUGCACAAAGCCACUGGACCACCAGGGAGUAUAAUGGUCCCCUUCCUGGCCACAGGUAAGAGGCAGGGAGGAGGGAAGAAUAUCGCUACCAGUUUUCAGCCCAUAGGACAAAAAUAAUCUGUAUCAGCCCUUAAAAAUUAAUAUCCGUCAAUCCCUAGUUUUCACUGUUGCCACAAAAGAUCAGUAUUUUGAUUGUUAGCCACACGGUGACACUGUAAUAUAGAAACAACCCAUCUGAAGCGAUUGUGCUGCAGAAAAAUAAAAUAGCUACUUGGAAUAAAACUUUUUUGUCUCAAAAACCUGCUAAACAACCUCUGUAGUCAGAAAACAUAUUGAAUGAACAGCAAAGGGAAAUUUUACUCCACUCCGUCACAUUGGUAUUGUCCAGUUUUUGACUUUCAUUCACAUAGAAGCACAAUUUGAAAACCAGGAAAUGCGUUUCUUUUGUUAUCUUAUGUAGGAAUGUGAAGGGAACCUGUUUUGAGCAGUGUUGGGAGGGACAGCCACACCUUUGCGUGAGUUUACAGUCAUCUAGUUUCAUUUAUUGAAUUGAGUGUAUAUAUUCCAUUUAUAGCCAUUAGUCAUGUCCUGUUUCUAUAUGCCACUGUGGAGUGUUGUCUAUUUUUAUGGAAAUUCAUUAAAAAAUGACUCCACACACCAUGACCACCUCAGUGAUGUGAAGUGAUCAUGGCGUUUGGAGUCUGUAAGUGCAGCGUUUUGCUAUGAAAUGCGACACAUAGGGAGUUUAACCCCUUUCCUGCCAGCAGUGUAAUGCCACCUCCAGCAGUGUCAUCCGCCAGCCCACAACUCAAGUUUUGCUGUAGAGAAUGUCAUUGGUUGAGAGUGGUCAGCUGACACUCUCAGCCAAAGAAUGCUGAAUAGCCACAGCUUCUGCAGCUCAGCAGAAGCCAGAAGUGUGUCAUCGGACAACAGAUCCUCGGAUUUCAGCAGGGACCCAUGUAAUGGGGCAAACCUUGGCUAAAUGGCUUGCUCCAUUAUUGGAGAACUGGCCAGGUUAGUUCUGGCAUCAUAGGCAUUACAGCAGGCUUUAGUUGGUUAUAAUGAUUAGAGUAUCUUAACAGGGAAAUGUGGAGAGAUGACAAGGUAAAUGACAAUUUAGACCAAUUGAGCAGUUUUGCAAUUCUCUUGUAAAUUACACACAUUACCCCAUUUGUUGAAUAAUCUUAAAUAUCCCUUUAUUGGACAUUUUUAAAUGUAAUUCUGCGCAUAAAUAUAGAAUCCAAUUAUAUCUCUUUAAUCCUCAUGUAACCACUGAAAUCAGCAUUUUUAUUUUUUAUGAACAUUUGUAGCAUGAUUCUGAAGAAGGAAUUUCACAAUGACUUUGUCACUUAGAUUUAAAAAAAAAAAAAAAAAAAAAUAGACCACACAAUGUCUAUUAAUCAGACAGCUUUCAACUUACUGUAUGUCAUUCUGAAACCCAAACAGUGAUUUUAAAAUAUGAGCACACAGUAGGGGCAUUUCUACAAUAUUACCUAUUCGAAGACCCCCACCCACCUCUUGAACCCCAAAUGAAUCAUUAUCAAUAUAUCCUCAGUCCAGAAAGUUACACAAUUGAGGUUUAUUCUCCCAUAAGACUAACCUGGUAACAUUUAUCCUUAACAGGUAAUGACAGGUCAGUCUUGAGGCUGGGCGAAAAAAUUCCCCUUUUGUCACGUUCUGAGAUGAGGAAUUAUUGGUGCUGCAAACAGUACUUAUUAUCGUGAUACAAUGAUAAGUUAAAGCAAUAGAGUAAAAGCACUUGAAUGCCACAUACAUCACUGCAAUACAUACAGAAUUGCCUUUGGAAACGCACAGCAUUGUGGGAGGUUUUAAAUGCAAUGUAAUGAAUAUAUUAGAAAAGGUGAUAAAUAAGUUUGUGAGAAUAGAAAUACAUAUACCAUGCUGCUUGAAUGAGCCGGUGUAUUUUAUUAUGCCUACAUGUCUAUUAUGCCUACAGUUGUUUCUGCUGUGAUCCAGUUUGUCACUUAGAGACACUGAUACAUACUUUGAGAGGUUUAUAUGUAAGAAUGGCAUUCUUUUGUAACAGAUCACACAUUUACCUGAGAAAACCAGCUACUAUCGAACACAGCUGUAACUGGCCAAAAUUACCAAAAAAAAACUAGAGUGGUUUUAUACUAUCUUGUCUUACAGUGGAUUGAUUGCAUCUAUGCUGUUUGACUGAACACCUGUUCUUAUUUAUUGCAGUUUUUAAUACACAGUGUGGCAGUUUAGAAUAAUAAAAUGCACAUGCAUACACUACGUAUUUUAUAUAAAAUGCACUAAAUAAUUCGUGUAUACAUGAAAAGCCAGACUUCAUCUACAUUUGGAUUUGUGUAAAACUUACAACUGUGGUGUUUACAAGUUAGUUGUGUUUUCAACCCUUCCAGGUUAAUUUAUAAAAAAUAAAUCUCUAGGUCACUUCUCUGCAGUAUGCAUUAAAAAAUACAUGGUUAGUCAGAUAAACACAUAACAAGGACCCAUAUAUUUAUUUAUUCAUUUAAUAGAAAGGAUAUUCUCAUUUAACAUUAGCUUUCAAAUAAACACAACAUACAUACAUAGCUGCAAUAUUUUGUCCUCUCUACAUUGGAUGUGCUGUCAUACAUGUGAGAGUCUCAGAGUAUGGCACUUGUUCGAUCACGUUAUGAGUACUUGCUAUAAAAUGCUGUGUGUCUGCAAUAAGAAUUUAUGCUUUUCUGCAGAUAGACAUGAAGGCUUUAAUCUUAGUGGGUGGCUAUGGCACCAGAUUACGCCCACUCACCCUCAGUGUGCCAAAGCCAUUGGUGGAUUUCUGCAACAAGCCCAUCCUACUGCACCAGGUGGAGGCUCUCGUGAAGGUAAGACUCUAUGGCUAUAUUGAUCUAUGGUUAAUUGUGACACUGCAUUCCUUAUAUGCCAUUUCAGUUGUGAAGUAACAACUCUUUCACAAGACACUGAAUAAAUCCUAUAGUGAUAAAAUAUAUGAAACACAUUAAGAAAAUGGCUGAAAAAAACAGUUUACAGGAACACUCCAAGAACCAUAACAACUACAGUGCUAUGUUGUGGUUUUGGUACCAGGAAUGUCCUGGCGUUCAGUCCUACCUGUUUUAAUAGUGGCCCAGUCCAAUUCAGGGUAGCCUAUUCCCACGGCAUUGGCAAAUGCUCUCAUGGGCUGAAUGGUCUGACCUCUGUUUGCACAUUGUAAACAUAUCUAAUUAUGCACUCACAUUGCACUUAUUGGGGGACACUAGAUAUUACACACAGGACUGUCCCAUUAAAUCUGGUAAUUGAAGCUACGCUCUAGCACUCGGGGCUCCUAUGUAUGCUAACCUAGAAGAUCCAUCUUUUAUAAUGUCCCUAAUUUACCUACACAAUGCACAAAGCUACAGAAAUUCAUUGUGGAACCUGAUUUAAAAGAAUGAUUUUAUUUCGAAUGUAACCCAUGCUUAUUUUUCCUCUUUGAUUUAGAGCAAAAAUACUUUGCUUAUACUUUACAAAAUACUUUAUUCGGAACAUAUAUAGAAUAGAUGUAUACAUUAUGUACAUUCAUUUGAUCCAAACUAUAAUAGUGAUUCUACUGAAUAUUUUUUUAGUUUGCAUACCAAUUAUUAUUUUUAUACGCACCUGCAUACAGAAGACUCAUUAUAACAAUUACAAAAGUUAAACACUAAAAUUAAACGAAUCCCUAGGGAAUAAACUCAAUAAACUGCCUGUAAUUGGCCCUUGGGACUCUAUUUAAUAAACCGCCUUGGAGUACCCCCUAGUGGUGCAUUCAAUAAACAGCCCAAGUUAUAAUGAUUCCUUGGGGUUAUAGAUAGGCCAUCUCUGCCUUCCCAUUUAUAGAGCACUUUGCAAGUCAUGUUCUCACAAAGCAAUGUUUUAAUAUCUUUGAAUACAUACUGAAAUAUUUCUGCUGGAGUACUAACCACCAACUAACUCAGAACAACUCACAUAUUAAAAGCCCAGAUCAAAUUUUCAGCUUGGCCUUUCAUCAUUCUAAGGCCAAUAAAUCUAUUCAGUUAAGUAAUAAUCUCUGUAUCCCAAGAAACAUUCUUAACUUACAUACUAAAAACCUGUCAAAUAGUGUGUGUGUGUGUGUGUGUGUGUGUGUGUAUAUAUGUAUGUAUGUGAGUGUGUGUGUGUAUAAUAUAUAUUUUAUUGUACAAUCAUUUUGUAUUAUUAUUUUUAAGCAGGCUACUUAAGAUAUAGUGAUCUAGAAGACCAUUUAAAAAAUAAUUUUUUUUUACUGCCAAGCAAUUUUAUCCUGCUGAUUCUACAAAUCUGUCUCAGAAUUUUAUAGAUUUGCUUUGUGGUGUACAGUUUCUCUUUCUCUGAUUCUUCAUUGUAAGUCUAAAUAUCAUUCAUAUUAUUGGGUAUUUUUAUAAAUAGAAUGUAUAUUAAAGGUAAUUAUAUAUCUUUGUCCUUCUGUAGCUUGAUUGCAUUUUGUCAUCUGAUCUUUUUUGUGUGCGUGUGUGCGCCUGGAUUAUUUAUAUCUUUUAUAUAUUCUAUAAAUAAUGUGUGCAUAGCAAAAAAAAAAGAAAAUUGGAAAACAAAUACCUGUGUGUUUUUUGUUUUUUUUUUGUGUGUAUUUCAGUCUGAUUUUGUCAAUCAGUUUACAUAACAAAUUCUAAUCAACGACUGUCUGUUAUGUUUCUUGGACAGGCUGGUGUUAAUCAUGUCAUCCUGGCAGUCAGCUACAUGUCUGACAUGUUGGAGAAGGAGAUGAAGGAGCAGGAGAAGAGGGUAAGUAAUGUCUGAAAAAGAUGAAUGCAUUUAUUUAUGUUUCAUGUUUGUCAUGUUUCACCUAUUGCUUCUCUAUUGCUAACUCUGCAGGUCUUUACACAUGAAUCUGUUGAGCCUUAAAGGGACACUAUAGUCACCAAAACAACUACAGCUCAAUGUAGUGUUUCUGGUGUCUAUAUUGAAAAGCCUGAAGGACAGGCUAUAGACACUACCUUUUCAUGUAGGCUGGCUAGUUACAUCUCUAGUAACAGUCACUUCCUGGUCAAUGCUGCAAUGAUGUUCAGCAUCUCCACGCUCUGCAUGGAGACACUGAAUGCUCCCUGUAGAAUUGCAUUAAGUUCAAUGCAUCUCUAUGAGGAGAUGCUGAUUGGCGCAGCAUGGAGUUUUGUCACACAUGCUCCGUAGCAUUCCCAUGCAUUCCUAUUAUCCAAUAAACAGGUAUUUUUUUUUAAAAAAAAAUUCAAAUUUGUGGCUAAAAUAAACAAAUUUGAAAAAUUCUAUGAUUUUAAUACAUUUCCAUCUUGGCAACUUUUAAAUAAACUUAAUGUAUGUGAGAAGAAACUAGUCUCACUCAAGGCACAAUUUUGUGAGCAAAUAAUUUUUUUUUCUGUUUAACCUAUGGAAUCAACAGCAAAGAAAGCUCCAGCACUAGUCCUAAAAUAAAUUUUUAGUAGCACUCACUAGUAGCCUUAAUAAACGCCAUUUUAUGUCAAUGUGAUUCUUUCUCAUUGCAUAUUGACAUGGAACCUGAUCCUGCAUUCUAUAAGUGAUCUGGCAGCAGAAAUGGGAAAUUCAUUGUGUUGUUUCUGUUUGUUUGUCCAUGAGAACAAAUAUUUUCUCCUGCUAGGAAUAGAUAACUGUUUAUGAUGAAAUGACCGAAAAUUCAUAUAUCUUUAUGUGGACCUGUUAUUGGUAAAUGGUAAAAUAAAACAGAUACAUGGUACCAGCAAAGAGAGAACAUGUUUAAAUUAACUCCAGAUUGUACAAACGUUCUCAUACUUUCCUAAUACAUAUGGCUCAAUUCCUAAAUGCUAAAGCAUUAUGGGACCCCCCAGACACAUCCACAACCAUUGAAACAGCAUAGCCGAAUAAAUGUAAUCUCCCCAAAUUGAAUGGUUAUGCUCUUUAAAGGGAAAUUAUUUUAUGGCAAGUGCACUCUUUAAAAUAUAUUGGCAUUUUUAUAUAACACUUCAAAAAAAAUUUUUGGGGCAGUUUUGUAACUGUCACUGUUUUGAAAAAAAUAUUACACAAUUCCUUGACAGCCAAAUCCACGCUGGCAGACUGUCAGAUCUUUCAGUAGUAAUUACAGGUCUCCUUACAAUAGCUUGGAUAGAUGGGGAUACUGCUGACUGUAAAGGAUAUUGAUCGAAGCAAACUAACUUCCGCUAUUAUUUGAUCACAGCUGGGAAUCCGCAUCUCCAUGUCGCAUGAAAAGGAGCCUCUAGGAACAGGUGAGUAGAUUAUUUUAUUUUUUCUGCUUUCUUUUCAUGUGGUAUAUCCCUAAACACAUUUGCAUUUAUUUGCUAAGCUGGGAGCCUAUAGAGAAUUGUCAACAGAAUUGCACAGAAGUCAUAUUCAGCCUUUUAUGACGGUUUGUUUGUCAAAUUCCCUUGUCUCUCUUCAGUACAGUUCCUGGAUUAGCAAAAAAUAAAUAUAUCAUUUUAAAAAAUAAAUAACAUUUAAAAAAAUAAAUAAAACAGAGUUGGCAACACCUGAUGCUCAAUACAAAAACCACAAACCAUAUGUAAAUGAUAAACAUGUUGAAAUUGAUUGCAGAGGUGCAUAAAUAUGGUGAUUGCUUUGGCUAUUUAAUGUUCACACCUUGCAGGACAGUGUAUAUUUUAAACUAGCAUCACACCACAAAGAAGUGUGUUCUUGUCAUUCAAAGAUGCAAUAAUACUGCAAUAGAGAUAUAGCUUUUAAUGGCCCCUUUCUGUCUUGAGCUGUCUUCUUCUUGAACAUCUUGAUUUCGUAUUCAGUUCUAUGUGAACCUUUGCAUUUUGAACACAGCUGGUCCACUAGCCUUAGCUCGAGACCUACUGACUGAAAACAUGGAGCCUUUCUUCGUGCUCAACAGCGAUGUGAUCUGCGACUUUCCAUUUGAGGACAUGGUCCGCUUUCACAAGCAUCAUGGAAAGGAAGGCACCAUUGUGGUGGGUAUAUGCACUAAGUGACAGUAGCAGCUUAAGUAGGGUUAUUCACUAAAGGUUGUUGAGAAUUCAAAGUAAAUUUCACAUUUUAGGCUAAAAAAAAGUUCUCCAAGUCAGAUAUAUUUUUAGUUCAACUGCUUUGGCCUCAAUUGAAAUUCACUUCAACUUCCUAAGUAUUCGCAGUUUACCGAAUAGUCAUGAUAAAUUAUAUUCUCCCGGUAGAAUUUGACAAUCUUGCAGGACACAGUAUAAAUUUUGUUUCAAGUGAACAAAGAAGCUGAUGUCUCUUUAUCUUUCCUGCAGGUAACGAAGGUGGAGGAACCAUCCAAGUAUGGGGUUGUUGUAUAUGAAGCAGAGACUGGACAGAUUCAGCGCUUUGUGGAGAAACCUCAGGUCUUUGUGUCCAACAAGAUCAACUCAGGACUAUACAUGUUCUGUCCCUCUAUACUGGAUCGUAUACAGGUAUUUUUCUCUAGACCAGUGGUUAACUUUAUUUAUUUAUUUUCUCUGAAUUUAAAUGAGGUACAUGGUAUUUAGCUUAAAGGACCCUAUAGUAUCCACAACAACUUAAUGUAGUUGUUCUGGUGACUAUAGUGUAUAGAGUCAGGAAUACAUGUUUGUGUUCCUGACCCUGUAGUAUUCCUUUAAUAAACUAUUACUCUCUUCAAGUGUGAAUAAUAAAAAAAUUUGAGAAUGAUUUCUUGAUUAGAAUUGAGAUAGAUAUAUAUAUAUAUAUAUAUAUAUAUAUAUAUAUAUAUAUAUAUAUAUAUAUAUAUAUAUAUAUAUAUAUAUAUAUAUCUAUGUAUAUACAUACAUACACACCCUUUAUUAUUUUUAUUUUUUUUAUUUUGUAAUUUUUUUUUUAAAGAUAUUUUUCUUCUGAUACCUGGAAUAUAUAUGCAUAGCACUUUAUUACAUAUCAACAAAAUAUAUUAAAAAGGAAAAUAUGAAAAAUAGUUUAUUUUUGUCAUAAGUUAUUGAACGUACACCCCCUAGUAUAUUACACUAAGAGCUAAAUGAUACUUUUCAUUUAACCAUUUUGUCACACAUUUUCAUAGGGAAAUUCCCAGACCUUGUGUAUCCCGCAGCUGCAAAGACCCUAGCCCCCACCUUCACUUCACUUUACAACCAUCGUGGCUUACCUUUUGUAAGAGAAGGCCACAUGGGCUAUUUAAAUAGGGCAUUUUUUAGUGUUUCACUUGGCCAUAUUAUCACCAGUUCCUGUUGAACUUAGCUGUAAUUUUUCCCACAAUUGCAUGUGUUCUGAUAUUAACAACUGGCUGCUAAGAUUGCUUGCGCAGAGGAACGUCAACAUCAUUAUUAAAAGAAAUAAAAGAAAUCCUCCAUUACUGUGGCUCUAAAGAAAGUGUAAAAAACCACUGUUCAAGACCUUACCAUAACCAAAAUAAUCAGAUUGAUAUCUAAAAAAAACUCUAUAAAAGUGAAUAUCAAAAUACAUCAAAACAUUUACAGGGUUGUUAAAUAAAAUGAGAAUUGUCGGGAAUUCAAAGUGAAAAAUUGUAAGUCAGAGUAGCUGAGCAGGAAAUAUACCAUAUCUAGCAUGGAGAAUGUUCUGCUAUUUAAGUCUAAAAUAUGAAAUUUGCUUUAAAUUCCGAGUAAUUCACACUCUGUUUAAGGGAUUAAUAGUACCAGAGUACUAAGAGUACAAUAAUAGUACAAUAAUACACCUUCUGAAAUAUACUUCUGGCUUCUGUCUUCAAGUUUCCUUCUAUGCCAGGAAAACACACGCUCGCGGUCUGAGGAGUAUCUCUUAUAAGCCUUACAAGUAUUGGGCAAACUUCCAAAGAACAUGCUAAACAUCAAACCCCACUACAGCUUACUGUAGGGGUUAUAGUGCAAGAGGAUAUGGGUAUAGCUCUAAAGCCCAAAAUUCCAGCCAUUAUGCUGCCAAAGAGAUAAUGGGAUUUCACUUUUUGCAUUAUCCAUGCAAAUCUGUCCAAGUUUGGUCAUUAAUGAUGGGCUAUAAAUUCUGGACUAAACCUCCCUAUCACAUAACAAGGACUGCACUCAGACUCAUUGCUCUGCAACCACUACACUGAACCGAUAUGGUUAUGGUGCUUACGGUGUCUCUUUAAACACAUUCUUACAUUUUAGUGGUUUUCAAUUAAUUUGUAUUGUUCAUUCUGACCCUAUUAACACAUUAAGUAAGAUAUCACUGCCCAUCAGAAAUGGUUGGGUAUUAACGGACGUAACACUACAGAAACCAUUCUUGAUUCACAAGUUCCCUGGUUUAACUUAUUACCUGGAUUCCACUAGCUACCUCUCCCCACCUCCACUACAGCCGACAGCAAGCAUGAUGUUUUUGUUUUGUUUUUUAAAUCUUCUAUUCGCUCUACUGAGGGGUUAGGUGUCCUACAGCUUUAGCCAGUUGCAGUCAUAUGAUAGAUGUUUUUCCUUUUCCAAAGAUGGACAUGACAAUAUAAUGUUAGCUAAUGUAACUGACAAACCCCAGCAGAGCCACUGUUUCCAUCAAUAUCCAUCCUGUUUUUACUCUGGUACAUUUUAAAAAAUAGAUUGAGUUGUUGGACCAGUGAUGGGUAACUGUAGCACUACAGAUGUCUGUGGACAUACAUUUGGGCUGGCUGAGCAUCAUGAGAAAUGCAGUUUACAAAUAAAAUACAAAUCUGCUGUGCAAAGGUCAGCCAUUAUUAAAUUACACAAGCUCAUGAACUAUUCAUAUUGAAUAAAUAUUAAAAAAUAGCUUUGUCUGUCUUCAUUCUAGCUACGCCCAACCUCUAUAGAAAAGGAGAUUUUCCCAGCCAUGGCUCAGGAGGGGCAGUUAUUUGCUAUGGAAUUGCAAGGUGAGAAUGAUUGAACAAACUUGGGACAGCAACAUAUCGUAGAUAAACACAUGAAAUUUAUUACAUUAGAUCUUCUGGCUAACCAGGGAGCAAUACCAAAUCUAAAGAGAAUAUCCCACCCAUCAUGGCUUGACUCUUAGUCUGACCCUUUAAGCGUUUCCACCUGUUACAUAGGGGGAAAUAGUGGAGAAUUGUUUUGGCAAAUGCCUGGUCAGUUCUCCAACAUUACCAGGUUAAAAGAAUAAUCUUGGUUUUCCAACUUUUUGAGAUGCAUGCCAUCACGUCUGUAUGGAUUAUUUUUGCUUUUUUUUUUUUUUUUAGAUUUUUUUUUUAUAUAUAGAAUAGCUUCUUGGGGUUUAUGUUUUUGCCUUGAAAGGAGUAUCUGCUCUGUGCAUUUAAUACAAAUUGCCGAAAUCUUUCCUAAGCUCCAAAAACUUACUGGCCAUGCAGCUAAUGAAGACCCAUCCCAGUUUUAUCCUAUCACUUGCUUCCUUGUUUGUUUGGAAAAUGCCAGCAGUAACAAUUCUAAAAGAACUGUUGAGGACAAAUAUCUAUUCCAUAUUAUCUAUAAAGCUUUAGAGCUGUAUUAGUUAAUCGUACAGUUUUUAAGGAACACUAUAGUGACAGCAAUAAAAACAUGUAUUCAUGUCACUAUAGUGUUACACAGUUGAGGCAGACAGCCCCCCAUGGAACACUUUAAAAAGGUAAUAAACAUACCUUUUAUGGCAGAUCUGUCACAGAUAGCUCUGCCUCUAUAGGAAAACAUUGAAAGGCUCUUGCGCAUGCGCAGCAAACCACCACGGUGUGCCAAAAGGCAUCUCUUCAUAGAGAUGCCCUGGAUCAAUGCAUGUCUAUGAGGAACGUUCAGCAUCUCCAUGCAAUGCGUGUCAACGCUGAACUGACCCAGGAAGCACCUCUAGUGGCAGUCUGAGUGACUGCUACUAGAGGUGUUCCUAGGCCGUAAUGUAAACACUGCUUUGCCCUGAAAAGGCAGUGUUUACAUUAAAAAAAAAAAAACCCUGAAGGGACUGAUUAUACUGACCAUAACAAUUAAAGGAUCACUAUAGAGUCAGGAACACAAACAUUUAUUCCUAACCCUAUAGUGUUAACACCACCAUCUAGCCCCCCUGGGACCCUCAUGCCUCCAUAAAUAUAGCAAAAUCUUACUGUAUUCAAGCCAGAAGCUGUACCUCUGCAUGCUGUUUGUCUCAGAAAAACUAGCUGUUUGCUGACAUCAUCAGAAGUGGUAGCCUGAUCCAAUCAGAGUGCUUCCCCAUAGGAUUGGCUGAGACUGACAAGGAGGCAGAUCAGGGGCAGAGCCAGCAUGAUUCAAACACAGCCCUGGCCAAUCAGCAUCUCCUCAUAGAGAUGAAUUGAAUCAAUAAAUCUCUAUGAGGAAAGUUCAGUGUCUGCAUGCAGAGGGAGAAGAUACUGAAUGUUUGGAUGCAUUUUAGGCAGCCAUGACCCAGGAAGGAUCUCUAACAGCCAUGUGAGGAGUGGCCAGUGAGGUUAUCACUAGGCUGUAAUGUAAACACUGUAUUUUCUCUGAAAAGACAGUGUUUACAGCAAAAAUCCUGAAGGUAACGAUUCCACACACCAGAACAAAUUCAAUAAGCUGUAGUUGUUCUGGUGACUAUAGUGUCACUUUAAAUAUUUUUAUAUUUGUGAGCUGUCCUUUAGUUUUGAAUAUAUAUGUGUUAUUAACCAGUCAGUAAUAUAUAUGAAAUGUACAACACUGGCACAUACAAAUACUCGUUGAUUUUACUUCCUGCUAGUGAAAGAAUUCUCAGUGAUCUCCAACACUUACCAGGAUACAGUUGGUGGCUGCUCACCUUCUGUUAAGUGAUUCAGCUUAGUUUUGUCUGUUUGGAAUCCAAGCACUGUAUGGCAGGAGUAUAAUUACUGUGUACACAAAACUGACCUAUACAACACCCGUAAAAACUAAUUUUCCACACAUAAUGCUGCCCUGCUGGAUGGCUAACAUUCCACAUGCUUUCCACCAGUAGAAAAAAAAAAAAUGAAGAUGGAAAGUAGCCAUCUUAGUAAUAAACGGAAUUACUUAAAAGAGAACUGUAACUUGCCAGAAUUAUGAAUAUUAUGUUUAUUUAUCCUCUAUAAUUCAACAAAUAUUUAUUUGUGUGGUGUGAAAAAUGAAGUGAAGAUAACAAAACAGCUAUGUCAUCAUCAGAAUCAUCAUGUAACAGAGUGCCUCCAUCGUUUAGCCUCCUGUAAGUUAUCGCUAUAUGCUGUGUCCUGUGCACCUGGCAGUCAGCAGACAAAGUAUGCAGAAAAAAAAAAAAGAUAAAUUAAACAAUGAUUCUUAUUCUCAUUUGAAUUUUCAAUCCAUGCCUUGCCUGUGUCCAGACAUAACUGGAUUGUGAUGUAAUUGGCUAAAUCUUUAAUAUGAAUGUAAAAGGAAGCAUCACAUGAAAAACAAAAAUGAAGGUUAAGAGGACACUACAGCUCAAUGUAGUUGUUCUGGUGAGUAUAAUCAUUGCCUACAGCAAAAAGCCUCACCAGAACAAAUUCAAUAAGCUAUAGUUGUCCUGGUGACUAUAGUGUCCCGUUAGAUAUUUUUGUGUGUCCAUUAAAAUGGUGACUUGCUACAUAAAGCUGUUGUAAACGUAUUCUUAUCAGACAGCCACUCACUGGAUAAAGCUGGAGUUUUAUUCCACAUAAGCUGUUUAGCAAGUGGUUAUCUGACAAUGUCUUUACCUCAGAUGUAUAUGUUAACUCCCAGCCAGAAUCUAACCGCGCAUGAUAGGAACUUGCAAGCUUCUUGCCAUCAAAUUGAUGGCAUAUAAAUUCCCAACAAAGUGGCUUGUAUAGUUUUCUGGUUUUUUUUUUUUCUUCCUCUGGAAAAAAAAUAGUUUCUGGAGUUUUUUAAUUUUUAUUUAUUUUUGCCUGACAUUGUGGCAACAAUGCAUUAGUCUCUAUUCUGCAUUGACAACUACCUCUUGAAGAUGUCUGGCUACAAGGAAGUUUGGCAACUUAAAAAUUGCCUCUUUUGGUCUGCACUUCAUCCAGAAAGAUUAUUAAGUUGCCAGUGAAUGGGAAGAAAAUCCUUGCAUUCUCCCACUACUGCAUAGAUCUAAAUGUGCUGCUAGUAUUAGCAAUGAGCUACUGCUGGCUGUGCGACAGGCACAGGGAUAAACUGUGCUGCCUGGCCAGAAAGUGAAUGCAUCAUCUGCCUGAUUGACAGUGCAUGGAGGCUGCUCUACACAUAGAAUAACUUUUUUUUUGUGUGUUAUCCCUAGAACUACCAGGACAGAGUUUUAACACUAUUACCGCUAUACUAAGAUGAAGUGGUUGUGGUGCUUAGUGACACUUUAGAGAUCACCACUACAGCAUAAUGUAGUUCUGGUGAGUAUAACAUGUGCCUGCAGGCUUUUCAAUGUAAACAUUGCCUUUUCAGAGAAAAGGCAGUGUUCACAUUGCUGGCUAGUUACACCUCUAAUGGCAGACACUCAGAUGGUCACUAGAGGUGCUAUCUAAUAGAGUGCUGCAAAGUGUGCAGAACAUACGUUCAGCAUGGUUCAAUGCAUCUUUAGGAGGAGAUGCUGACUGACAUCAACAAUCCUCUCAGCGCUUUCCAAUUGGAAAGCAUUGGAUUGGAGGAGAUUAUCUAAACCAUGGAGGUUGGGCCAUCCUGGCACAGCAUGGGGAAAAUUUGAGAAACAAAUUUCACAUGCAAUCGGGGUAGGGAGAAGUUGUCUAAACACAGAAUCAAGGAUGGCUUUUUAAUUUAAGUCCACCCAGUCUCCCUACCUUUGGGAGAGCUUGAGUGGAUCCUUUCCCUGGGGUCAUCUACUUGCUCUGCUCGUAGCGUGGCCAUUUAGUGAGCCAAAGUUAGAAUGAGGUCAUAUUCCUGCUCCCGGCAUCACUACUUAGCACGUGAGAGAGCAAGAAGAUCGUCACCCGGCUCUGAUGUGCAUUGCCAUCUGCCUCUAUUGCUCACAGCCGCCUGACAAACACCCAGUCACUAGGGCAAAAUUCCUAGUUGCCAUGGCGACCUGGGAUUUUUCUGAGCCAUGAUGUAAAUGUCCUAACUAACCAGCCUUUACAGGAUUAAGCUAUUUGAUAAGUCAGAGCAUAGUUAAGAGUUUAAAUAAAAUGGUUAUAAUACACCACACACAGAAAGAUCUGCAGGAUCAAGUUCAGACUGCACUAAAGCACUAGAACGUGUGAUCAUGGUAUUUGUAGUACAUUCAGCAUGUGAAUGAUUUACAGUGUGUCCAACAGUUGAAUUUGUUUUAUGCUUCAAGGAUUUUGGAUGGACAUAGGACAGCCUAAGGAUUUCCUGACCGGCAUGUGCAUGUACCUGCAGUCUGUGAGACACAAACAUCCAGAAUGUCUCCAUUCUGGACCAGGCUUUGUUGGGAACGUUCUUGUGGUGAGUGAUUUGUUUAAGAACCUACUUAGCUUUCAUUGGAAUUAUAUUAUAAUGUAGUGUUUACAUAACUCUUCCUAAUCGAUUGCAUGCCACCCUCAAUUAUGGAUACGGUUUAAAGGGAUUUCCCCUCAGUCCCUAACAAAUUUUUUUUAUUGAUUCCUUAAUUCCAAAAUUUGUUGAAGCAUAGUUUGUGUUUUAUCCUUUUCACUUACAAAAAAAAAGAUGAGACAGUUUGAGUUGUUUAAUCAUUUCUCCAUCUGAAAGGGCGUAAUGAUGCCUAGGAGGAUCAGUUAACAUAUGGUAUUGUCCUAACCGAAUGGCCCAAGUGUUAUAACUUUUUUCCGAUUUUUCUUCCUAGGACCCCACAGCAAAAAUUGGCAAUAACUGCAGCAUAGGACCAAAUGUUACUAUUGGUCCUGACGUAACAGUGGAGGAUGGUGUACGUAUAAAGCGGUGUACAAUUAUGAAAGGCUCCAGACUUCACUCUCACUCUUGGCUGGAGUCUUCCAUUGUUGGCUGGAGCUCUUCAGUUGGACAGUGGGUGAGUUCAUUCAGUUGGAACUGUAAUGUGGAUGUAAUUUAAAUUUGUAUGGUUUUGGGGACCCAUAUUCUCUUUAAGAUAGAAAUAAUAAAAAGAUAACUUAGAAUUCUAAAAUGUUGAGGCAAGACACCUUUUGGGUUUGGCCAGCAAUAUUCAGAUUUUUCCUGUUUGUGUUGCAGGUUCGCAUGGAGAAUGUGACUGUGCUGGGAGAAGAUGUAAUAGUCAAUGAUGAGCUUUAUCUAAAUGGAGCUAAUGUGUUGCCACACAAAUGCAUCUCUGAGUCUGUGCCGGAACCAAGGAUUAUCAUGUAGAUUUGUACAUUGGCUACCGAGAGCACUUACACUGGGACCUGUGAACACCAUUCUGUGCUGCAAACAAGAACAUUGAUUUUUUUAUUUUUUUUUACCUCCACGGCAGGAGGUAUUUCCCUAGGCUAAGACAUCUAUGAGCAACAUUAACUGUGCUUGCAAGAGUAGUCACAGGGAAUUUACCACCUCUGUUGCCAAACAGGUCACUUUCUAACUGCCAUGUGAGGGUACACCCUUGUUAAAAAAAAAAAAAAAAAAAAAGAGCUGUGCCUUUUAUUGAGGGUGAAGAGGGAUAUGUUGGAGCCCUGUACUUCUUCCCUAUUACAGUCAUUUUAAUAUGCAAGAGUACAUUGGAAGAUGUUGUAUAACUCUUUUAGAGGAAGGACGGAAGGAUAAGUGUCCUUGCUUCUCUUGAUCGGCUUUAACCCUGCUCUGGCACAAAGGCUUGUUGUGCACAUCUAACUAAACUAUGAUGUUAGCCCUUUAAUUGCUGUAAUAAUACAGCUCCUUUAGAUUCGUAGAUUUCUUGCUAAGCAUCAAGGGAGUUGUAGUAAAACAGCUGGGGUCACCGUUUAGUUCUCAAGGAUUAAUAGUAAAAUACAAGGUGCAGUCUAUGAAACACCCUAGAAUUUAGGGUGGCAGUAAGGAAGCUAGCUGACUUUAUCAGACAGAUUUGCCUGGCUGUAAUAGUCUAUUUUAUGUUUUACAAUGGACAUUUUCUUAUAAAUUAAUGAGAUUAUUCAACUCUGUGUGUAUUGCUCAUUUCCUGAC
Molecule: messenger RNA, 20911 nt
Organism: Pelobates cultripes (western spadefoot toad)
Lineage: Eukaryota; Metazoa; Chordata; Amphibia; Anura; Pelobatidae
Source: the annotation of a GenBank genome assembly